AUGGUGAUAGCACUGGCUGCACAAAAUUCUUGGCCGAUUUUUCAAUUAGAUGUCAAGUCAGCCUUCUUGCAUGGAGAUUUGAAUAAGAAGGUAUUUGUUAAACAACCUUCUGGUUAUAUUAAAUUUGGACAAGAGCAUAAAGUUUACAAGUUAAAAAAGGCUUUAUACGGACUUAAGCAAGCCCCACGAGCUUGGUAUAGUCGUAUAGAAGCUUACUUUCUCAAAGAAGGUUUUCAGAAAUGUCCUUAUGAAUAUACCUUGUUUGUGAAAGUUGAAAAUAAUGGAAAAUUGUUGUUGGUCUGUCUGUAUGUCGAUGAUUUUCUAUUUACAGGAAAUGAUCAUACUAUUUUUGAUGAAUUUAAAAAAUCAAUGAUGGCUGAGUUUGAUAUGUCUGAUCUUGGAAGAAUGCAUUAUUUUAUGGGUAUAGAGGUUAUUCAAUCAGAUGCAGGUAUUUUUAUCUCUCAAAAGAAGUAUGUGCGAGAGAUUCUUAGAAGGUUUCAGAUGGAGAAUUGCAAUCCGGUUUGCACACCAGCAGAGACAAGUUUGAAGUUAGUAAGAGAUAAGAAUGGAAGAAAGGUUGACAGCACUUUGUACAAGCAAAUUGUAGGAAGCUUGAUGUAUCUCACUAUAACCAGGCCAAACAUAAUGUAUGUUGUAAGUCUCAUUUGUAGAUAUAUGGAGAAUCUAAAGGAAAUGAAUCUUCAAGCAGCAAAAAGAAUUUUUAGGUACUUGCAAGGCACAAGUGACUAUGGAAUUCUGUACAAGAAGGGAGAAAAGUCGGAUUUGAUUGGCUUUACCAAUAGUGACUAUACUGGUGACCAGGAUGAUAGAAAGAGCACAUCUAGUUAUGUUUUUAAGCUGUGGUCAGGAGUUAUUUCAUGGUCAUCUCGAAAGCAACCAAUUGUCACUUUGUCAACAACAGAAGCAGAACUCGUUGGUGCAUCAGCUUGUGUCUGUCAAGCCAUAUGGCUAAGAAAGCUUCUUGAGGCAGUUCAUUUCAAGCAAACAGGACUCUCAUCUACUGUGACAAUAGUUCGACCAUUAAGCUAUCAAAAAAUCCUGUUUUACAUGGGAGAAGCAAACAUAUUGAUGUUCGUUAUCACUUCUUGA
Ricinus communis (castor bean) is the source of this 1110-nucleotide messenger RNA. RefSeq lists its product as uncharacterized. The coding region runs from base 1 to 1110 and encodes 369 amino acids. Lineage: Eukaryota; Viridiplantae; Streptophyta; Magnoliopsida; Malpighiales; Euphorbiaceae. The record is from RefSeq and is a predicted model, not a curated record. The transcript has a single exon.